GCAGCAGGGGCAGGACUGUCGGCUGGGCAGGAGUGAAGGUCGACCGUUCUCUGGUGUGACUGCAUGUGUGGACUUCUGUGCUCAUGCCCACAGAGACACACAAAACAUGACCAAUGGAAGCACUGUGGUAUGCACUUUAACCAAGGAGGAUAACCGUGCAGUGCGGAACAUUCCAGAGGAUGAGCAGCUGCACGUCCUGCCGCUCUACAAGAUCUCUGACACGGAUGAGUUUGGCCAUGCUGAGGGCCAGUGGGCCAAGAUAAAGUCUGGGGCAAUGCAGGUCCUCUCUUCUUUCCCAAGAGAAGUGAGGAUGCUGGCAGAGCCCGUCAAAUCAGCACACAAGAGGAGGAUGGAGGCUAAAAGAGCCAAACUAAGCGGCCUCGACAGUAAGCAGGGCACCCCUAUAAAAGUGAAGAACGAGCCUCUUAAAGGUAUACCUGGUUCAGCCUUCCUUCCUUAAGAGGCAUGCCAUCUUCUUGAUGCAUAUAAGUUGGUUUAAGGCAGGAUUUUUCCAGCUCUCCAUGGAGCCUCACCAGCACUGCAUUCAAAAUGUGUAGUGCUGGGGAGGUUUGAAAACCCCUGGUUUAAGAGGCAUUUACAAGACACCAUUUUCAACAAAAAACGUAUGCGUUUUGG
This is a messenger RNA of Sinocyclocheilus anshuiensis, 636 nucleotides long. Its product is annotated as methylcytosine dioxygenase TET3-like. The transcript has 2 exons. The record is from RefSeq and is a predicted model, not a curated record. Gene Ontology annotation, cellular component: nucleus. NCBI's taxonomy places the organism in Eukaryota, Metazoa, Chordata, Actinopteri, Cypriniformes, Cyprinidae. Bases 107 to 460 code for a protein of 117 amino acids. Gene Ontology annotation, biological process: positive regulation of transcription by RNA polymerase II; chromosomal 5-methylcytosine DNA demethylation, oxidation pathway. Gene Ontology annotation, molecular function: DNA 5-methylcytosine dioxygenase activity.